Molecule: messenger RNA, 6738 nt
Organism: Polyodon spathula (Mississippi paddlefish)
Lineage: Eukaryota; Metazoa; Chordata; Actinopteri; Acipenseriformes; Polyodontidae
Product: kinase D-interacting substrate of 220 kDa-like
Exons: 30
Coding region: 257-5563 (1768 amino acids)
Molecular function (GO): protein binding
Source: RefSeq, a predicted model, not a curated record
CAUCUCAAUAGACAUUGGGUGGGUUCUAAAGGUACACUCUCCUGUGUGUGCUUAAGCUGUAUGCUUUUACAGUGUGACCUGUUUUUUUUUUUCUGUGCUGAUGAGGCUGGGCGUAGCAGUCAGUGCCAUCUCAUCUAUUAUUUAUAGGAGAAGGGCUGUUUGGCUGAAGCUGCUGAGGCAAGCUUGUUGAUAUUCUGUUUUUGUCUUUACACACAAAGGUGGUCUGAGCACGCUGGAUCCCGAGGGCUCCCUGGAGAUGGCGAGCCUGGUGACUUGGAGCCUGCUCAGCUCCGUGGAGGAGGAGAACAUGGCUGAGAUCAGGGCCUUUCUGGAGAAGUGCAAGGAGGUGGAUGAAAGAAAUGAGGGUGGACAGACCCCUCUAAUGUUAGCAGCAGAGCGAGGCAAUCUGGACAUUGUUCAGGAGCUGUUGAAGAAAGGAGCGAACAUCAACCUUGAAGAUUUUGAUAACUGGACAGCCCUCAUUUCAGCAUCAAAGGAAGGUCACGUUGACGUUGUGAAGGAACUGCUCAGAAACAAUGCUAGCUUGGAGCACAGGGAUUCGGGAGGAUGGACUGCCCUUAUGUGGGCAGCAUACAAAGGGCGCACAGAGGUGACAAGCAUGUUGCUUGAAAAAGGUUCAAACCCAAACAUCACUGGACAAUACAGCGUUUACCCUAUCAUCUGGGCAGCUGGACGAGGGCAUGCAGAAAUUGUGCAUCUUUUACUUGAACAUGGUGCCAAAGUGAACUGCUCUGACAAGUACGGCACAACCCCCUUAAUCUGGGCUGCUAGGAAGGGCCAUUAUGACAGUGUUAAGCACCUGCUGGAGAACGGAGCAGAUGUGGAUCAAGAAGGAGCACACUCUAUGACAGCCUUGAUCGUGGCAGUGAAGAGUGGAUGUAUUGAUGUGGUAAAAGAACUUCUGAAGAGGAAUCCCAACGUCAACAUGACUGAUAAAGAUGGAAACACAGCCCUGAUGAUCGCUGCCAAGGAAGGCCACACUGAGAUUGUCCAGGAUCUUUUGGAUGCUGGGGCCUAUGUUAACAUCCCAGACAGGAGUGGAGACACAGUACUGAUUGGAGCUGUCAGAGGUGGUCAUGUGGAGAUUGUCAGAGCCUUGCUUCAAAAGUAUGCUGACAUAGACAUCCGAGGACAGGAUAACAAGACGGCUGUGUACUGGGCAGUAGAGAAAGGAAAUGCCACUAUGGUGAGGGAUAUCUUGCAGUGCAAUCCAGAUACUGAAACCUACACCAAGGGUGGUGAAACCCCUCUUAUUAAGGCUACGAAGAUGAGAAACAUUGAGAUUGUUGAACUUUUGCUGGAUAAAGGAGCCAAAGUGUCUGCAGUAGACAAGAAGGGAGAUACCCCGCUACACAUUGCAAUUCGUGGCAGGAGCAGAAAACUGGCUGAGCUGCUUCUGAGAAAUCCAAAGGAUGGUCGUCUGCUUUACCGUCCCAACAAAGCUGGAGAAACUCCUUACAACAUAGACUGCAGUCAUCAGAAGAGCAUUUUAACUCAGAUAUUUGGAGCUAGGCACCUCUCUCCGAGCGAGUCUGAUGGGGACUUGCUUGGCUAUGAUCUGUACAGCAGUGCUCUGGCAGAUAUUCUGAGUGAACCCACCAUGCAGCCGCCCAUCUGUGUUGGACUGUACGCGCAGUGGGGGAGUGGAAAAUCUUUCCUCCUCAAGAAGCUGGAAGAUGAGAUGAAGACCUUUGCUGGGCAGCAGACUGAGCCUCUGUUCCAGUUUUCCUGGCUGGUGGUGUUCCUGACCCUGCUUCUCUGUGGAGCUGUCGGACUGCUGCUGGCCUUUGUGAUGGAUCCAAAGCUCGGAAUCGCUGUUGGACUGAGUUUGCUUGCAGUCACGUAUAUAUCUUUUGUCGUGGUGUACUUUGGAGGUCGCAGAGAGGGAGAGCGUUGGAACUGGGCUUGGGUGCUGAGUACCUGGCUGGCCCGGCACAUCGGUUACCUUGGACUGCUCCUGAAACUGAUGUUUGUAAACCCCCCGGAGCUGCCAGAACAGACAACCCGAGCAUUACCGGUCAGGUUUUUGUUUACAGAUUACAAUAGGCUGUCUAGUUUGGGAGGAGAAACAUCCAUGGCUGAGAUGAUAGCUACUCUUUCUGAUGCCUGUGAAAAAGAGUUUGGGUUCCUCGCAACCAGGCUGUUUAGAGUCUUCAAAACUGAAGACAACCAAAGGAAGAACAAGUGGAAGAAGACCUGUUGUGUACCUUCCUUUGUCAUCUUCCUUUUCAUUCUGGGCUGCUUCAUCACUGGCAUCACCUUGCUGGCCGUAUUUAAGGUGGACGAGGGGAACAUGACUGUGAACACUGUCCUGAUCUCCAUGGCCUGUGCCAUUGGCCUGGCACUGAUCCUCAACUGCCGUACUUGGUGGCAGGUCCUGGAUUCAAUCCUGAACUCCCAGAGGAAACGGCUUCAUAGCGCAGCCAACAAAAUGCAGAAACUGAAGAGUGAAGGCUUUAUGAAGGUUUUGAAGUGUGAAGUGGAACUUAUGGCUAGGAUGGCAAAGGCAAUCGACGGCUUCACACAGAAUCAAACCAGGCUCACAGUUAUUAUUGAUGGACUGGAUGCCUGCGAGCAAGACAAAGUACUCCAGAUGCUUGACACUGUAAGAAUUUUGUUCUCCAAAGGUCCAUUUAUAGCCAUCUUUGCCAGCGACCCUCACAUUAUCAUAAAGGCUAUUAACCAGAACCUCAGCAGUGUGCUUAGAGACUCGAACAUCAAUGGCCACGACUACAUGUGCAACAUAGUCCACCUGCCAGUGUUCCUGAACAGCCGCGGGCUGAGCAGUGCCAAGAAUCUUCUUGUGGCAGCGCCAACUAAUGGAGAUGUGACGAACUCAGAAGGUUGGCAUGAAGACACUGACAGAAAGCUUUCCCAGCACAGUCUUGGGGAGCUGACAAAGAUUGGUAGCAAAACUACUCUAAAUAGAAGGGACACCUAUCGAAGGAGGCAGAUGCAGAGAACAGUAACACGGCAGAUGUCCUUUGAUCUGUCUAAAUUGCUUGUUACUGAGGACUGGUUCAGUGACAUCAGCCCGCAGACAAUGAGAAGAUUACUCAAUAUUGUUUCUGUCACAGGAAGGCUGCUGAGAGCCAAUCAGAUCACCUUUAACUGGGACAGACUGGCAUCCUGGAUAAACAUCACAGAACAGUGGCCAUAUAGAACGUCUUGGCUCAUUCUAUACCUGGAAGAAACUGAGGGGGUUCCAGAGCAAGCCACCCUGAAAACAAUUUAUGAAAGAAUAUCAAAGAAUAUUCCAAACACAAAAGAUGUGGAGCCCUUGCUCGAAAUUGAUGGCGACAUCCGCAACUUCGAAGUGUUUCUGGCUUCAAGGACCCCGGUUCUUACAGCACGGGACAUAAAAACCUUUUUACCAUGUACUGUCAACCUGGAUCCCAAACUGCGAGAGAUUAUUGCAGAUGUCCGUGCUGCCAGGGAGCAGAUAGAUAUUGGAGGAAUUGCCUAUCCCACAAUACCCUUGCAGGAUGGUCCUCCACGGGCCGCUUCUGUUUUCAGCCAGCCCUCUUCCGCCUGCUCACCCACCGCAUCCUUCAACGGCCACUUCAACGCUGCUGGAGUAAUGUCUCCACAGCCACACAGCAGUUACUACAGCGGCAUGACCGGGCCACAGCAUCCCUUCUACAACAGGCCUUAUUUUCCCCAUCAUGUUUCUUAUCUGCCAAGGCAAUACUUUGGCAGUUCCCAUCAUCCUUUGUCACGUCCAUCAGUUAAAACGGGGUAUCCCAGGGAUCAGAGCAAUGGACUAGAUGUUAUCAAGGAGGAUGCCAACGAGGGGCUUCCCUCUUCCACUAUACAGUGUGCAGCUUCUGUUGUGUCUGAGGGUCCUAUGGUGCUGCUCAGUUCCAUGAAUGUGGAUGCCGUUUGUGAGCAACUAAAACUGAUUGACGGCAUUGACCAGAGCAUGCUGCCACAGUACACUACUAUAGUUAAGAAGGCGAAUGUGAAUGGCAGAGUACUGUCCCAGUGUAAUUUAGAUGAACUUAAGAAAGAGAUGAGCAUGAACUUUGGAGACUGGCAGCUUUUCAGAGGCACGGUGAUGGAAUUGCGCCAUCUUGAGAACCAGACUAUACAUGAGGAUUCCAGAGCAGUUAGCGAGCAGGGAAGCAGUGUGAUUGGACACAGUGAACCAGUCUGUCGGCAAGGGCCUCCACCUGAAAAUGCUGUUAACCCAGAUGGCACAAUGACGUACAGCCUCAACUUCAGCUUCGAGGAGCUAAGUACUGUUGGCCUGGAUGAACCUGUACAUCACAGCAACCCAAGUUGGCCGACACACAGAACGCUGAGCAUGUCAAGUCUAAACUCCCAGGAGUCUUCUAAUGAGAUAUGCAAGCUGACAGACAAGCAGCAAGCUGAAUAUAGAGAUGCCUACAAAGAGUAUAUUACAUCGAUGGCACAGCUGGAGGCAACAGGCAACACUUGUGAAAAACCUGUUCAGCCCCACCCUGCCCAAUUCAUACAAAGCGCAUCAGGGGUGUCCCUGCAUUCCAACCUGGAAGAAAAGGGGAAGGAUGGCGAACAGGAUGGCAGGAAGCCGUUCAUGAAAAGAGAUGGCAACCAGCGUAGUGGCCAGUCCUCUGACAUGGUGGACUACACAUCUUCAGCCAUCUCCACUGCUGACACAUCCCCUCUAGAUCCCAUCACAGAAGAAGACGAGAAGCCAGACCACGCCGCUUCUAAGCUCCUCCUGGGGAAGAAGCCAUCAUCUGAGAGAAUUAACAUAUUCCAUGGAGCUGAUUUGAAACUCAAGGGAGUUGGCUUGCGCUACCAGAAGCUGACCAGUGAUGAGGAUGAGUCCGGAGCCAAGGAAUCUGACAACACCCCGCUUCUUGAAGGCAAGGAGAGGUCAGAUUCCAAAUCUGCCGAUCACUGGCCUUCGGGAAAAGGGAAGGAAUAUAUGUCAGAUGCCUUGCUGGAUAAGAAGGAUUCCUCAGAUUCUGGGGUGAGGUCCAAUGAGAGCUCCCCUAACCACUCCCUUCAAGAUGAAGAAGCCGAUGUCUGUCAGUUGGAGAAGGCCAGCCUGAUUGAGCUGGACGAGGACACCUUGGCGAGAAAGAGGGGAUUACCCCGAAGCUUGAGUGGGCUGCAGGACCCAGCCAUUGCUCGCAUGUCCAUUUGCUCCGAAGAUAAAAAGAGCCCAUCCGAGUGCAGCCUGAUCGCGAGCAGCCCAGAGGAAAGCUGGCCCCCCUGCCAGAAGGCCUACAACCUAAACCGUACCGCCAGCAACACCACCCUCAACAACAACAGCAACACUCCAAACCAGGGCCAGCCCUUCGAUGAGUCGGAGGGAACCAGGCGAGACUCCAGGCACUUGGAGAACAGCGUAUCUCAAGUCCUCAUCCACCCGGGUUCCAGCACUAAUCUAACCACUGUGCAGAAUGAAAACCUGAAGGGCAUCCAUCUCCAGAGGGGCUUGACUGGAAGUUACAAUCAGCACUCCAAGGAUGGGGCUUCUCCAGAGCUGCACACUGUCGCCUCUUCAGACACAGUCCACUUCGGAGAGGAGCGGGAAAGCAUCCUUUAAAUUAUACAUUUUAGGAGAGCUGAGGAGGAUUUAUAAAUAUAUUGUGUGUGUAUUUUUGUGUCUUUGGUGAUUUUUUAUAAACUAAGCCUACACAAUCUGAAUUUAGCAUAACAAUUAAUGUAAUGUAUGUUCCUGGUUGUGAAGAUUAAUUCUGCUGUGUUAACUUCUUGGUUAAAAAAUAUGGAGUUGACAACUUUUGACUCCAAGCCAUAGAAUGUUAUAUUAAUUUGAAAAUAAUACUGGUUGAGAGCAGUUAAACUGAAUGAGUUUGGCAAAACACCUCCUUUCAGUAAACACAAAUGGUGAGGUCAUUCAGAUAAGUGUUUGCUUAUGUCUGUUCAAUUCUUUAUCGUGUUUGUGAAGUGGUAGUUAAAGAAAAUUGUUGAAGUGACUUAUGUUAUUUAAAAUUGCCAGUGUAAUUAGAGAGUAAACUAAUAUUUAACGGUGACAGUGUGUCUGGUGUUUACUGUAUCCAGUUGUGCUUGUUUAUGUCUGGUAAUUUAAAUAGACUGUUGAUUAAUUGCAUUAAAUAUUAUAUAGUUGAAUUACUGUAAUAGAAAUAUUUCAUAUGAUUGCUUUUGUGUUCUGUUAUAGUACCAGGUAUAAUCACUAGGAUUGAAAAAUACUGACCAUAUUUGUGAAUACAUUCGAUACUAGAAUGCCACAGUAUUAUGUUUCUGUGAGUCUUUGCAAUAUCAGGUUAUUUUAAAAAAGAAAGUAUUUUUAGGGUCUGCACUCUAGAUGUUUAGAAGUUAUUAAGGCCUUCAGACUGGUGUCUACUGUUUGUUUUUAGAAGGCCAUGGUGGUUAUGCUAAGUAUCUGAGAAUGAGAAUAAUUUACCAACAUUCAAACGUAAGUGUAUCAUUACAAGCUAAAUGACACUGGUACUCGUAAUUGAGAGGUGCUGGUUAUUCUAAAUAAAGAAGAAUAAAAUUACUACGUUGUUAUUUGUAACAUGCAUUCACUACUUGUACUGUAGCCCGGUAGAGAUGUAUGUUUCUGUAUUCUCAAAGUAUAUAGCGAAGUUCUGUAUUUAAACAAGUGUUUGAGAAAAUAAAUACAUUUCUAGGCUACAUAUAUUGUUGUAGUCAUUUUUGUUUUUACUGUAAGUGUGAAUUAUCCACAGUGGCAUGUUUUGGGAAAAUGAAUAUGCACUUUUAAUAUUUACAUCCUCU